This is a messenger RNA of Canis lupus familiaris (dog), 513 nucleotides long. It is a transcript of the gene CRIPTO, whose product is annotated as teratocarcinoma-derived growth factor 1. The record is from RefSeq and is a predicted model, not a curated record. NCBI's taxonomy places the organism in Eukaryota, Metazoa, Chordata, Mammalia, Carnivora, Canidae. The transcript is spliced from 5 exons. The coding region runs from base 7 to 513 and encodes 168 amino acids.
UUGAUUAUGACCAUUUCCAAAGCGUUUGAACUGGAAUUAGUUGCUGGGUUGGGCCACCGUGAACUUUCGAGGAGAGAGCCGCCCUUAAGAGAUGGCAGUGUCUGGUCCCGGGAGGAGCCUGCUUUUCAUCACCGGGCUUCCCACUUUGUGCCCUCCAUAGGGAUCCAGGACAGUAAGGAGUUAAACAAAACUUGCUGUCUGAAUGGGGGAACCUGCAUGCUGGGAUCCUUCUGUGCCUGCCCCCCCUCCUUCUAUGGUCGCAACUGUGAGCACGAUUCUCGAAAAGAGAACUGUGAGUCUGUGCCCCAUGACACCUGGCUGCCUAAGAGAUGUUCCAUGUGUAAAUGCUGGCGCGGCCGGCUGCACUGCUUUCGGCAGACAUUUCUACCAGGGUGUGAUGGCCACGUGAUGGAUGAGCACUUCCUGGUUUCCAGGACUCCAGAAUUAACACUGUCUUCGGGCACCACUUUUUUGCUAGCUGGCAUCUGCCUUGCUCUACAAAGUUACUGUUAG